Chenopodium quinoa (quinoa) is the source of this 2930-nucleotide messenger RNA. RefSeq names its product probable 1-deoxy-D-xylulose-5-phosphate synthase, chloroplastic. Bases 263 to 2326 code for a protein of 687 amino acids. Gene Ontology annotation, molecular function: 1-deoxy-D-xylulose-5-phosphate synthase activity. The record is from RefSeq and is a predicted model, not a curated record. The transcript has 10 exons. Lineage: Eukaryota; Viridiplantae; Streptophyta; Magnoliopsida; Caryophyllales; Amaranthaceae. Gene Ontology annotation, biological process: terpenoid biosynthetic process.
AAUACUAUCUCAACACUAUGCAACUGAUAGUGCUUCAUUUGUCUCCACUCAAACUUGUACCCUUUCAUUUUCUGCAUACCACUAGAACUCUUUCUUUGUCAUAAUUUGUGACACUUCAAUUUCAAUUUCUGGGAUUCAAAGUUCUUAUUACUCGCGCAAAACUUGCUCGAUUUUCUGCUGAAAAGAUGGGUACUUGUGUAUUUUGAUGGCAAUUUGGUGGUAAAUUUCUGGUUCAAUUUUUGUGGGGUGUUUGAUUUUCUAGAUGGGUAUGGCUUAUCUUGAAAACCCAUUUGGAAUUUCUGUUCAAUCUCUUGGAAAUUCUAAAGAUUUUCUUCAUAAAUUGGAAUCAAGAAGCUUCAGCUAUCAAUCAAAUUUUGAGUUUUGCAGAAAACAUGCCUGUUCACCCUUAAAUUCCAGCUUUACAUUCAAGGGACAUGCAGGAAGAAUUCGAGCUCUUGCCAAUAACAGUGACUUUUUCUGGGAAGACGUGCCUACACCUAUUCUUGAUAUGGUUGAGAACCCCAUUAACAUGAAAAAUUUGUCACGAAAGGAGCUGAAACAAUUAUCUGAUGAAAUCCGUGGAGAGCUGUCUCUCAUGGUAUCAAAAGGACAGAAAAAUUUAAAAGCUAGUCUGUCUGUGGUGGAGCUGACUGUUGCAAUUCAUUAUGUUUUUCAUGCACCAAUGGACAAGAUUUUGUGGGAUAUAGGGGACCAAACGUAUGCACAUAAGUUACUCACAGGAAGAAGAUCCCUGAUAAGUACGCUGGGACAAAAAAAUGGACUUUCUGGUUAUACUUCCCGUUUUGAGAGUGAAUUUGACCCCUUUGGUGCUGCUCAUGGAUGCAACAGUAUCUCUGCUGGACUUGGUUUGGCAGUUGCAAGAGAUAUCAAAGGGAAACGUGAGCGUGUAGUUUCUGUUAUCAGCAAUGAAACAACUACUGCUGGUCAGGUCUACGAGGCAAUGAGUAAUGCUGGAUACUUAGAUUCAAAUUUGGUGGUAAUCUUAAAUGAUAAUUGCCACUCUUUGCAUCUUAAGCCUGAUGAGGAUUCCAGGACACCAAUUACUGCACUCUCUAGUUCUUGGAGCAAGGUGCAAUCCAGCAAAACUUUCCGAAGGUUCAGAGAAGUUGCUAAGGGUCUUACUAAGAGAGUUGGUAAAGGUUUGUAUGAAUGGGCUGCCAAAGUCGAUGAGUAUGCCCGUGGUAUGCUGGGUCCUACAGGAUCAACACUCUUUGAGGAGUUGGGACUGUACUACAUUGGUCCAGUAGAUGGGCAUCACAUUGAAGAUCUAAUUUGUGUGCUACAAGAAGUAGCUUCGUUGGAUUCUAUGGGCCCUGUAUUGAUUCAUGUCAUGACAGAUGAAAACAUUGGACAACCUAAGAAAAUGAGUGAAACUGUGGAAAAUCUUGAUGAAGGCUCAAGUGAUAUUGAUUCAUUGAUAGCUAGAAUUGGCCCUCAAACAUAUGACCACUACUUUAUAGAGGCUUUAUCAUUGGAGGCAGAGAAGGACAAGGAUAUAGUGGCAGUUCAUGCAGGAAUGAGGAUGGAGUCAUCAAUUCAGUUGUUCCAAGAGAACUUUCCAGAUAGGUUUUUUGAUGUUGGAAUGGCCGAACAGCAUGCUGUUACAUUUUCUGCUGGUCUAGCAUGUGGAGGACUCAAACCAUUUUGUAUCAUUCCGUCUGCUUUCCUACAGCGAGCUUAUGACCAGAUUGUUCACGAUGUUGAUAGACAGAAAGUUCCAGUGCGUUUUGCUAUCACAAAGGCAGGCAUGGUAGGUUCCGAUGGACCAGUGUGCUCUGGCUCAUUUGAUGUAACUUUCAUGUCCUGCUUGCCCAACAUGAUUGUGAUGGCUCCCUCUGAUGAGUUUGAACUUGCUCGUAUGGUAGCCACUGCAGCACAAAUUGAUGAUCAACCAGUGUGCUUCCGGUAUCCCAGAGGCUCUAUUGUUGGCAUAGAUAACCCCAAGUGUAGAACGCCAAUUGAGAUUGGCAAGGGGAAAGUCCUCAUUGAAGGAAAAGAUGUUGCUUUAUUAGGAUAUGGAGCCAUGGUUCAGAACUGCCUUUUGGCUCAGUCUCUCCUUUCAAAGCUUGGAGUAGAAGUUACUGUUGCGGAUGCAAGAUUCUGCAAGCCCCUAGACAUUAAGCUUGUGAGAGAUCUUUGUGAAAAUCAUGCCUUUCUGAUUACUGUAGAGGAAGGAUCUGUUGGAGGAUUUGGGUCCCAUGUUGCCCAAUUCAUUGCACUUGAUGGGAAGCUUGAUGGAAGAGUUAAGUUAUCGCCUGUAGAAACCUCUGCAUUUAGCUUUAGCCAUUUCCAAGCCUAUCAAUGAUUACUUAUGGAGUGGAAUGACUUUUAAGGUUCCAUGACCUACUGUUUCUAUUGGUGUGUACAUGUUUGGCCGUUUGGGCUAAAUAUUCAUAAAUGAGAUUGCAAGUUUGAGCCAUGGGAUUUGCAUGCUGGGAUAUAUUUUCCUCAUUUCACCUCUUCUCUAGGAAACUGCUGUGCUUGUAUCAUGUCAAAACAAAUUUGGAGGCACUUGUACAGUUCAAUUUUUUUAUUGAUACCGAGAUACAGUGACACGGUGUAUAGAGAAAGUGAUGUUGAGGGGGUAAGCUGAGAAGCCUAUCUUUGUGGAAACAAGUUUACACAAUAUAUAUUUCCCGGAGUAUAAUGCUGGAGCAAUGUGUUGUCACCUUCUUUCCUUUCACAUCUCUGCUUCUGUUGUGCAAAUGGCAUAUCCUAGUUCAAGUGUUUAACCUUGAGCAGAUGCAGUCAGUGCUCUUAAUUUUGUGAUAUCUGUGACUCUUUCAGUGGAGACCAAUUGUAUUGCCGGACACCUACAUAGAACAUGCAUCUCCAAACGAACAGCUUACACGUGCAGGGCUGACUGGCCAUCAUAUUGCUGCCACUGUAUUGUCUUUACUUGGUCGAAC